Molecule: messenger RNA, 549 nt
Organism: Anguilla rostrata (American eel)
Lineage: Eukaryota; Metazoa; Chordata; Actinopteri; Anguilliformes; Anguillidae
Gene: gng8
Product: guanine nucleotide binding protein (G protein), gamma 8
Exons: 3
Coding region: 137-349 (70 amino acids)
Biological process (GO): G protein-coupled receptor signaling pathway
Cellular component (GO): heterotrimeric G-protein complex
Molecular function (GO): G-protein beta-subunit binding
Source: RefSeq, a predicted model, not a curated record
CUUGGGGGCCAGUGAACCAGAGGAGAGCCGCGUGCGGAACGUAAGCUCCACACCUCCAUCCUCGGGACCAUCGGCUCGACCGCGGCGCACCUCUGCUCUUUGGGCGAGUGUAACCAGGGCGUGACAGACAGCAAGGAUGUCCAACAACAUGGCCAAGAUCGCGGACGCAAGGAAGGCAGUGGAGCAACUGAAGCUGGAGGUCAACAUCGACCGGAUGAUGGUGUCUAAAGCAGCAGCUGAGCUCUUGGCAUACUGUGAGUCCCACGCUAAAGAGGACCCACUGGUGACCCCAGUGCCCUCUUCCGAAAACCCCUUCCGCGAGAAGAGGCUCUUCUGCGUCAUUCUCUAACUGCAACAAUCAACUGUCAAUCAACAUUCAAAUUCCCACCAUCUUUUCUUCUUCUUCUUUUUUUCGGUCCCUCAGAGCACAGCCUAUAAAUAUUCACCUGUUUCUCAGUGAACUUUGUAUUUCCAGUUUGCUUUGUAUUUAUUGUUCGCUCAGUAUCCUAGGAACCCAUAAGUAACCUGUAAAUAAAAAUCUGUAAAUCA